CUCUGUUAUUCCAUCUGGUUAAUCUCAACAAUUCGUCUUGUGAAACCCUCAAUUUUUAUCUAUAAAUUUCAUUAAUUUAUUAAUAUGUUUGCCCCGAAAGCCAAGGCUUAUCAAUGGGGCUCACAUUGACAAUACAGUUUUUUUAAAUAAAAAUUACAAAGUUAAACACAAAAAAGACAAAUACGAAAAAGGAUAUAUACGAUAAUUGCAUCAAACACAACAAAGACAAAUACAAAAAAGAACACUAUGAUAAAGUAUUUGACAAGCAGAAACGACAAGAUAAAACGCUGAUCUAUACCGCCAAACAACUGUCGUUGCUCGCCAGCUAUGCUUGACCACAAACUUGAGCAGCAGAGCGCGAGGUAAGAAGUUUAUUGCCUUGAGCAGCAAAAAGGAGGCCACGUAAUGUUUUCAAGACCAAACAUAUAGCCUACACAAAGGAGAAUUACAACAAUUUAUUAUUCUCUACAAGUAAUCAUUAAGUGCGCAGAAUCCUAAUCUAAGUCUUGUAUGUAUAAUGCUUGAAUCAGUUUCAUUUCCACUAGAACUUGCGGUAAGAACUCGACAGCUGGCCUCUGUAGUUCAGUUGGUUAGACGGCUGCAUCGGAAUCGCAGGACAGCAGGUUCGAUUCCUAUAGUUGCAUUUUCCGCAUCUGCUCCUGGUUAGGUUUAGUAAGUCUGUAAGUGGAUAAAAUUCACAUCUACACAAUCCUUCAACAAUCAAUUCCCAUCUGUUCUGCAGUUCAAUUUUAACCUUAAACAUGCACGGCGUAUACCGCCUAAACGACUGACGAUGCCAAGUACUAUAUUGCAUUUGCGCCUUCAGUGCUAGGUUACUACACUUUUCACUAAGAAAUUAUCUUUGAAAACCAAUGGCAAUGCUAUAGGGAAACACGUCUGAUAUUAUUAUACCUGGUUACAAUUUUGCAAACAAUUACAUAACAAGUACUGGCCCAAUGCUUCGCGCGCAGCGCGCGCGCAAUAACAAAUUUGCGCACGGGAGUGACGACAGCAGGUUAUACAGGGUGUAUAAAAAUGCGCACAGUUCCCGAAAAUGUCCGCCAAACUGCAAAUUCCGCAAAAUUUUACUUUCAAAAUAAUUUUAGUAGUAAAGAUACUUGCAGACCCCAUGCAACUACCCUUGUUUGCAUAAAGUUUUCACAAAUUUGCGGACGUUUUUUACACACCCUGUAGAAUUCGCGCAACUUAGAAUUUGAUGCGCAACUUAUGCGAAAACAGAUAGGUAAAGUUGCAAAGUUUAACAUAGCGUUUUCCUACUUUUCCAAACCGCGCACGGCAGCAAUUCACAUCUCGCUGCGGGCGCUUGCAUCUCCUAUGUCUAAUAAGCUAACGUCGGUCGCCGCACAAUUCACUCACAUGCAUGAUUAGUUAAAUGCUUAGUUAUACUUUUGUGCUCAAAUUUAAGCAUUAAAUCGUUGCAGAACAGACAAUAAUACAGUAGGGCAUGACCUCUUAUAAAGUCUCCGCAAAAUCUGAGAAACGCGCAUUACGAAAAGUUCAACGCGGGCUCAAAACGCUCGUGACGUCACCGACGUAUUACGUUUGAAUUGUGUGAAACAACGCAACAACACAGAAAUUUAUAGCAACAACGCCUUUUCUUCCAUUCAACUUUGAAGCUGAGAAAAUCUACAAAAAUAGUCGCUUUACAAACACUGGCACUGUUCUAAACAGAACUCUUUGGCAUACAGAAAAGUGCAAUUAACAUUUUGGCUCGUUGGAAGAAUACAGAGAGCAAGUAAGGGUGUUAUAACUGAAUUAUCUUCUAGAUAAACACUGUUUACGCUGGUUCAAAUAUCAAUGUUGUAGUUAAUUUUCUGGCUUUGAAGACCUUUUGCGGGGGGUUUAAUGAUACAUAAAUACAUCAAGAACGUAACACGACACCCUACAUGUCAGGUAUUGAGAUGAAUUGUUAACAGUUGCGUAACUUUGGGUAUUUUGCAACAUAUUUAAAGACAAUUCAGUGCUCUGUCACAACUAUUGACUGCUUUACGAAUGUUUUUAAAUUGAUAGUAUAUCAAACGUGUGUCUUUUAUAUCGUUUUUUAAUGGUACACUGUACAAAAUCAUAUUUGCAACUGUUUCUAGAUAAAUAGAAGACUCUUGCUAAGUGUAUUUGCUCGCGAUUAGUAAUUAUAGUUUAAGGGCAUUUUAAAUUCCUUUCAAUCAAAAACCACUUGGAAUGUGAAGCUUCAAUGGGUUUGAAUAAGAUGCAAUUGUAUUUUCAUUUUGGCUAUGUUAAAGUUGUCUGGGGAUACCAUUCAUGCAGAAUACUCUAGAUGUUUGAUGAGUUGGUAAAAUUAUCUGGCAUUAGAGAGAGUAAAGUAAUAAAGUAUGGUACAUUGGGGGUACGUACAUUGGGGGCACAUUGCUUAUUCACAGGUUAACUGAUUAAGUUUUAGAUUCAUAAAACCAUAGUGUUACUCUUUAAAUUGAGGUCAAAAUAUGAAAUGUCAGCACAUUCCUUGCCAGCUUCAAUUUAACAGCACAGAGAAAAACAAUUAGAAUCAAAUGAUAAAGUAGGGCAGAGUGGGUUGCAGUUGGCCCUCGUUAUUGCAUUGGCAAAAUUAGGGUUUUUGCCAAGUAAGGUAAGAAUUAUACAUUUUCAAUAUGCCCCGGCAUUUGCUUCGGCAAUUGCUGAGUGCCAAGGUGAAUUACGAAGGCUGGCAAUGCAACUCGAUGGGUUAAAUGGUGCUUGUGAAUGUGGGGAUUGAGCCAAAUGAUGUGUUUUUUUCAACAGCAAUGGGAGCUAGUAAGUCAAAGGCUUCGAAAGACAAGCCCAGGAUGGUAACGAAAGCAAAAAAAGAGCAAACAAAACACGUCCGACUUUUGGUUUUACACAAAAACUCUCAACAACCUCAACCAGGAACUGAUAAUUUCUGUGAUGCGUUGAACACCUACCCUCCACCAGGCAGUAUAAAAGUCGCUCCUAGUAAUGUCAAGAUCUUACAAAUCCCGGACGCUGGUCAUUUUUCAGAAUCCAUGAAAAACGAGAUUCGACCAUGGAUUUCAGAAUGGUUAAACCAAGAUCGUGUUGUCCUUGUAUGUAAGUUGACAGAUUGUGAUCUCCAAUCUUUAAAAAGGGGCACCAACUUCGAAAACGACAACAGGAUAAUUGUGUUCCGCUUUACGAAUCCGCCAGUGAACUUCCCAAUAUGUAUUUGCGUCGAUGUGGAUUUUUACACGGCAACAGAAGGGGAUAUGAAGGAAAAGCUCGACGAACUUGCUGCAACCAUUAUGGCUGGAGGCAAUUAGUGAAAGGAAUUUCUUCUCCAAUGAAACAUUUAUGUCUACAAAAUGAUAAAAAAGUAGUAGAGUAGGUUUGAUACUUUAAUUGGACGUCACUUUGUCAGCUUCUUGACAUGUAUUUCUUGCUUUUAUAUUUAUUUGGUUAAACAUUUCAACUUGAAUGAGAAAUUUAUUUUAUUAAAGAAUUCUUCGGAUCGGAAUUCUUUUUCAAUACUCGGAUCGAAUCGGAUUCGGAUUAGACAAUUUCGGAUCGGAUUUUAAACAUUAGGCAAUUGUCGGAUUAUAAACGUCCAAUCCGAUCCGAUGCACACCUCUAGUAGGUAGUGACAAUAACACCAACUGCAGACUGAGAGGGGAAUUCAAGUACCUGAAAAAUACAAAUAGAACUUCAAUGUUUUAAGUGAAGGCCAUUUGUCAGGAAGUUAGUAGCAAAAAGGGCAUAGCCGAAUUUUGAGGGGAGGUGUGGGGAGGGGCGCACCUCCUCUGAGAUCGUUUUGCACCACCCCUGAGAAUUUUUGCACCUCCCCUUAGGAAAAUUUCAAUGAUUGAUCACAGUGAAAAGUUUACUUUUUUUGGUUGCUUAGCUAAGGUCUACACUUCGUGAGGGAGUUUUUCUGUAAAAUUGAAACAGUGAUAGCCAUUCAGCUCUGUGUCAAGUACCCUUCUUAUGCAAUGUUUUUUAAUAAACUUCAUUCAUAAUUCAUUAAUUAAUACACUGAUACAUAUGUACACUAUUGAGACUUUGGCCCGUUCUAAGCCCCAACUUUCCGUGGAAGUUGUGAGCAAGACCGCUGCACCUCUCCUAAUUUUUUUCCACUCCCCCCACUAUUUCCAUCAAAAUCCGGCCAUGCAAAAGGGUUGAAGGGCCUUUGGUUGAAACGCCUGCGGCCAAAGGGUUGUUGCUCGAUAGUAGCUGAACUGGGCCUUCACACAAAAUGUUGACGUUUUACUUGUACUUUUUUAUAAUAUUUUUGAUAGUUGAAUAUUUUGAAAUAUUGGAGCACCUACCUAGCUGGCAUAACCCUGAUGUAAUUUCCCACCAAAGAAAUAUAUUGGGUUAGA
Messenger RNA from Paramuricea clavata, 4328 nucleotides. The record is from the annotation of a GenBank genome assembly. Lineage: Eukaryota; Metazoa; Cnidaria; Anthozoa; Malacalcyonacea; Plexauridae.